This is a messenger RNA of Cornus florida, 1004 nucleotides long. RefSeq names its product homeobox protein knotted-1-like LET6. The record is from RefSeq and is a predicted model, not a curated record. Gene Ontology annotation, biological process: regulation of DNA-templated transcription. Bases 1 to 969 code for a protein of 322 amino acids. Gene Ontology annotation, molecular function: DNA-binding transcription factor activity, RNA polymerase II-specific; DNA binding. The transcript has 6 exons. Lineage: Eukaryota; Viridiplantae; Streptophyta; Magnoliopsida; Cornales; Cornaceae. Gene Ontology annotation, cellular component: nucleus.
AUGGAGGGUGGUGGUUGUAGUAGCACUUCAUGUUUGAUGGGUUUUGGAGACAACAGUAGUCCAAUGAUGAUGAUGAUGCCUCCGAUGACUACUUCUCUCCCUAAUGUUGACACCAACCAUCACCAUCACCACAACAACAACAACACAAGCGCAGAGUGUUCUUUCAUGGACCACAACAACAACGAUGCUAGCAGCUCCUCUUCUCUCAGGGCUAAGAUCAUGGCUCAUCCUCACUAUCACCGUCUCUUGGCCGCCUACAUCAAUUGCCAAAAGAUAGGAGCACCUCCUGCAGUGGUGGCAAGGCUAGAGGAAGCGUGUGCUUCAGCGGUGGUGGCCAUGGACCACACCGGUACGGGUACGGGUAGGUGCCGUAUCGGGGAGGAUCCGUCCCUGGAUCAAUUCAUGGAGGCCUACUGUGAGAUGCUGAGCAAGUACGAGCAAGAACUCUCUAAACCCUUCAAGGAGGCCAUGCUCUUCCUCUCCAGGAUCGAGUGCCAGUUCAAAGCCCUCAGGGUUGCUUCUUCAGAUUCUGUAGCAGCUCGUGGUGACGCUUUGGAUAGAAAUGGAUCAUUUGAAGAAGAGUUUGAUGUGAACAACAAUUUCAUAGAUCCGCAAGCAGAAGACAGAGAACUGAAAGGUCAGCUCUUGCGCAAGUACAGUGGAUAUUUAGGCAAUCUUAAGCAGGAGUUCAUGAAGAAGCGAAAGAAAGGAAAACUGCCUAAAGAAGCCAGGCAACAACUGAUGGAUUGGUGGAGCAGACAUUACAAAUGGCCAUAUCCAUCGGAGUCACAGAAGCUGGCGCUUGCGGAAUCCACAGGCCUGGAUCAGAAGCAAAUAAACAACUGGUUCAUCAAUCAAAGGAAGCGACACUGGAAGCCUUCGGAAGAUGCGCAGUUCCAUCCCCAUUAUUACAUGGAUAAUGUCCUUGUCAAUCCCUUUGCCAUGGAUAUCUCGCCUACGCUCCUCUAAAUUAGAUAUUAUGGUGAUCCUUAUAUAUUUCUCAA